AUGGCUGCUGUACUUUGGGCAGUGAGGAAAUGCAGUGUUUACUUGGCCGGUUUACCUUAUUUUGACCUGGUAGUAGAUCAUCGACCACUUGUUCCUAUUCUCAAUUCAAAACUUCUUGGAGAAAUAGAAAAUCCUCGACUGCAGCGUAUGAGAAUGAAACUCUGCAGAUUUUACUUUGCUGCACGGUGGCAAAGUGGGAAAUGUCACAGCAUGCCGGAUGCACUCUCUCGUUCACCAGUUCAGAACCUUGUUGAGGACAAUGAUUUACUGGAUGAUGCAGAUCCAUUGCAUGCUGCUGUUGUAUCGUCUUUAUUAGCUACUUGUGAGGAGGGCAUAAGGUUAGCACCUCUACGGGACCAGACGCUGGAUAAGAUUCGUGAUGCUUCUGCACAUGAUGGUGAAUAUCUGUCAUUAAGAGAUGUAAUAAUGAAAGGAUUUCCAGAUCAUAAGCAUAGCUUACCAGAGGAGUUGCGAGCAUACUGGGGAAUUCGGGACAUGCUGGCCGUGGAUGAUGGUUUGAUAGUUUAUGGACCUAGACUUCUCAUACCUCGCAGCCUGCGUAGCGAAACUUUACAGUGUCUACAUGACGCUCACCAAGGAGUGGACCGCACCAAGCGUCGAGCACGCCAGACUGUAUACUGGCCAGGGAUUGACAGGGACGUUGAGAAUACAGUGAAGUCUUGUUCUCGUUGCCGAGAGCUGUUACCAAGUCAGCAGAAUGAGCCUUUGAUGCAGGAAGACUUGCCAAGUCGAGUAUUUGAGUCCGUGUCUGCUGAUUAUUUUCAUAUCUCUGGCAAGACAUUUCUUGUGUACGUUGAUCGCCUAUCAGGUUGGCCGUAUGUACUCUUCGUGCAAUGGAUCAACUUCUGCAGCUCAACUAGUUAG
This is a messenger RNA of Macrobrachium nipponense, 885 nucleotides long. RefSeq lists its product as uncharacterized. Bases 1 to 885 code for a protein of 294 amino acids. The record is from RefSeq and is a predicted model, not a curated record. The transcript has a single exon. NCBI's taxonomy places the organism in Eukaryota, Metazoa, Arthropoda, Malacostraca, Decapoda, Palaemonidae.